Molecule: messenger RNA, 3033 nt
Organism: Carassius carassius (crucian carp)
Lineage: Eukaryota; Metazoa; Chordata; Actinopteri; Cypriniformes; Cyprinidae
Product: band 4.1-like protein 5
Exons: 25
Coding region: 209-2530 (773 amino acids)
Cellular component (GO): cytoskeleton
Molecular function (GO): cytoskeletal protein binding
Source: RefSeq, a predicted model, not a curated record
GGAAAACAGCUACCCCGCAAUCUUUCGGACCGGGAGAGUAUCAGUUACACUUACCUUCACAAACAUAAGGUGGAUGGGCCACACUGCGGCGUAGAAGAUGGACAUUUCCAAACACAAAGCUGUUCAUUGAUAACGGCCGAGGCUAGAGGACUUUUUCACGGGCGGAAUAUCAAUUAGUGUUCGACUGGACAAACAACUCUUCCUGAACAUGCUGAGCUUCCUUCGCCGGACUCUGGGCCGGCGGUCCAUCCGCAAACACGCUGAGAAAACUCGACUACGGGAAGCCCAGCGAGCCACAACACACAUCCCUGCUGCUGGAGAUGCCAAGUCCAUCAUCACCUGCCGAGUGUCUUUGUUAGACGGCACAGACGUCAGUGUUGAAUUGCCGAAAAAAGCCAAAGGUGCAGAGCUGUUUGAACAGAUAAUGUAUCACCUGGACGUUGUCGAGAAAGAUUACUUUGGCCUGCGCUUCAUGGAUUCAGCCCAAGUCCCGCACUGGCUUGAUGUCACCAAAAGCAUCAAAAAGCAAGUCAAAAUUGGACCACCAUAUUGCCUCCAUAUGAGAGUAAAGUUCUAUUCCUCAGAGCCCAACAACUUACACGAGGAACUAACAAGAUACCUUUUUGUACUACAGCUAAAACAGGAUAUUCUCAGUGGCAAGUUAGAGUGCCCAUUCGACACAGCAGUGGAGUUGGCUGCAUAUGCUUUACAAGCUGAAUUGGGUGAUUGUGACCCUGCUGAGCACGGACUUGACCUGGUGUCAGAAUUCCGCUUCAUCCCAAAUCAGACGGAAGAUAUGGAAGCAUCCAUCUACAACAUGUGGAAGGAGUGCAGGGGCCAGACGCCAGCACAAGCUGAGAUAAACUACCUAAAUAAGGCCAAAUGGCUGGAGAUGUAUGGAGUGGACAUGCAUAUGGUCAAGGCACGAGACGGAAAUGAAUACAGCCUAGGUCUGACCCCCACCGGAGUGCUCGUGUUUGAGGGGGAAACUAAGAUUGGCCUGUUCUUCUGGCCCAAGAUCACGCGUCUGGACUUUAAGAAAAGCAAACUCACCCUGGUGGUAGUGGAGGAUGAUGAACAGGUAAUGCAGGAGACAGAAGAGGGGAAAGAACAGGAGCACACAUUUGUUUUCCGCAUGGACCAUCCGAAAGCUUGCAAGCACCUGUGGAAGUGUGCCGUAGAGCACCAUGCCUUCUUCCGCCUACGUGGCCCGGUCCAGAAGAGUUCAGCCCGCUCUGGGUUCAUACGCAUGGGCUCACGUUUCAGAUACAGUGGGAAGACAGAAUAUCAGACAACUAAGGCCAACAAAGCUAGACGAUCUUCCUCGUUUGAAAGAAGACCAAGUCGGCGUUACUCUAGAAGGACCAUGCACAACAGAGGUAAGAGAAUCUGUCCUGUUAACCACAAUAACGGAGUGAGCCCAAGAUUAGAAACAAAGCCCUUCCAAACACGGCCUCCCUGGUCCGGUAUGCCUGUGGUUAGCAGCCCACCGUCUGCACCAGGCCCUAUGGAAAUCGAAACCCUCCCCAGGAGCCCCGGAGGCAGCCAAUCAGACAAGAGGAGUAUGCCCUUGGUGACUGACCUCUUGGAGACGAGCGUAGAUGAGGUUCUUCGGGCCCCUGUUCCCAUGGUGACAGCAGAAAAUGUGGGAGCAGGUGCUGCUCAUACCACCGCCAGCACAGCCGCAGAGGAGACCCUCUCUCUGACCGAGGCUGCAGCUCGGCUCAAGCAACUAGAGAUUGAAAACACUCCAAUGUCUGCUCCAGCCAGAACAAACGUUAACCUCAUCAUGAACAACCAGGAAGAAGUGGCGAAACUGACAGAGAAAAGUUUGAAUAGCGAGGGCAGCAGUCCUGUCCUGAACCAGCUCAGAUGUCCUGAGGAACUCAAGAGCAACAUCCUGAAAGCUCAUGCAGAGGCAGCGCUCAAGGAUUCUAGAGAUGAGUUUGGACUGACUCCAGACAAGAACUGUAACCUGCAGGAGGCAGCAGCCAGACUGAUGGGUCGUGGGGGGCGUAUGGGAAGCACAUCCUCCCUGCCAGUGAGUGGGAGAGCGGAGCGCCAGGAGUCCUGGGACCUGCUCAAGCAGCCUGGCCUGCUGCCCCGCUCUACCAGCAGCCUGGAAGAGAAGGCAGAUGACUUUAUCUCUUCUGUGCCGUUUCUGUCAUCGGAUCCAGUGAAUGAAGCCCAGUCAUCCAAGGUCAAAGUUCAGGAUCCUGAGCCGCUGACAGCCCCUCUGACUGAUAACCUGAUAGACUUCACAGACCCCAUCCCUGUAGUGCCAGCUCCCAAACCCACAAUUACUCCUCGAUGGAUCAUUCCAGCUUCAGCACCUAUAACUGGCACCUUUACUAACGGCCUCCUUGACUGUACAGCAAAGAUGUCAUCAUCUCACCAUCCUGACGGGCCCGCUAUCUCCUCACUCCCACAUCUCUCUCACACUCACAAUGUGAUUGCCGCAAGUAUUGUGGCUCACCCAAUCAAGGACGACAACCACAAGCCCAAAGGCCUACUGACCACUGAACUCUGAGAGCGAAAUCUUGAGCACAUGCCCAGCACCUGUCACUGGACCAUCAAAAGCCCUGACAAUGCAGCCACAGACAACUGGACUCUGGGCAUGCAUGGGGUUGCUGGCUUUUGACAGAUGGCAUCCGCAAAGCAAGAUCUCAGCGCUGAUGACCAAGUAUAAAAGUAAUGAUCUAAGUGCACAAGGGGCUAACAACAGGGUCCAGUGUUUGGGGACCACCAUUCCUUUUAUAACUUUUAUACCUCUUUUGAGUGACUCUAUACUGAAGCACAUGAAUGAUCCAGUCCUGUGUUGUGAUGGGAUGUUUGAUCAUCUAGAAUGUGUGAUCCACCUGCUGUCCUCUUCCUGUUUAGAUCUUCUCUGAUUGGAUGACUGUGAAAGAGCUUCAUUGCAUCAUUUACUGUUUUUAGAACUGGAGUAGUUUUUCCUACAAAAAAAUCUUUUAAGCUUUUUUGCCUUUCUCUUGCUUCGCUUUCUAUGUUUUUAUGAAGUAGCUGCAUUCAUUA